Molecule: messenger RNA, 1392 nt
Organism: Gilbertella persicaria
Lineage: Eukaryota; Fungi; Mucoromycota; Mucoromycetes; Mucorales; Choanephoraceae
Product: heterotrimeric G protein alpha subunit A
Exons: 9
Coding region: 235-1296 (353 amino acids)
Biological process (GO): adenylate cyclase-activating G protein-coupled receptor signaling pathway
Cellular component (GO): heterotrimeric G-protein complex
Molecular function (GO): G-protein beta/gamma-subunit complex binding; G protein-coupled receptor binding; GTPase activity
Source: RefSeq, a predicted model, not a curated record
ACCACAUUAACUUAUUUAAAGGUGCAUUUAUUAAUAAACUUGGUUAAAAACAUUUACCAAGUUUAUGUCUUUAAGCUUCUCUGAUAUUAGAUCCAAAGGAUAGGAUGAACAAAAUAAGAACAUGGAGUUCGAAACAAACCGUCAUGAUUGCCGAGAAAUUUGCCUACUUCUCCUUUAUGUUACGUGUUUUGGACUCAUUCUUUUUCUUUUACUCUACACUACAUAUUCAAAACGAUGGGCAUGUGUCAGUCUAUGAAUACACUUUCUAGAGAAGCAGAAAAAAGCUGCCAAAUCGACAAACAGCUAGAAAAAGAGAAAAUAAAGCAAGAAUACAAGAUUUUGUUAUUAGGCAGCGGUGAAUCAGGAAAAUCAACUAUCUUGAAACAAAUGAAGAUAAUCAAUCAAAACGGCUAUUCAAAAGAGGAGUUGCGUUCUUGGCGGACUAUUGUUUAUAAAAACCUGAUUGAAUCGGCACAGGUAUUGAUUCAAGCCAUGUCAGACUUUGAUCUGAGCUUUGUGGAUACACUGAAUAAUACCUAUGCCGAUCAGAUCAGAAACUAUCGGUUAUUGGAGAGUCAAACCAUGUUGGAUGCUUCUUUCAUAGAAGCAGUAGAGCAUAUAUGGGCAGACCAAAGUACAAAGUUUUGUGCUACAGAAAAAACCAGUGAGUUCUACCUUAUGGACUCAGCACCUUACUUUUUUGAUGAAAUAGUACGUAUCGGAAAUCCGAACUAUAUUCCCAAUGAACAAGAUGUCUUACGGGCUCGGCUAAAGACAACAGGAAUCACAGAAAUCAAAUUUCAGCAUAAGAAACAAAUGGCAAUACAUAUGUUUGAUGUAGGCGGUCAAAGGUCAGAAAGAAGAAAAUGGAUUCACUGUUUUGAAGCUGUCAGUUCAAUUAUUUUUUGUGUUGCUCUUAAUGAGUACGAUCAAGUUCUAUUAGAAGAAAAAAGACAGAAUCGAAUGCUGGAAAGUAUUGCAUUGUUUGAAUCCAUUGUGAAUAGCAGGUGGUUUCUGCAUACAUCUAUCAUGCUGUUUCUAAACAAGGUUGAUCUAUUUAAAAUAAAAAUAGCAAGAGUGUCUCUUCAAAAGUAUUUUCCUGAUUAUGGAGGUGGAAAUGAUAUUAACAAAGCAGUAAAAUACAUUCUGUGGCGAUUUCUUCAAGCAAAUAGACCAAAACUCAAUGUUUACCCGCACCUCACUCAAGCAACAAAUACGAAUAAUAUUCGAUUUGUGUUUAUCACUGUUGAAGAAACACUACUUCAAAAUGCGCUAAAAGCUUCGGGAAUGAUGUAAGGAAGCGUAUAUUCUCAUUGGAUACAACCAAUGAUACAAAAAAAAAAGAGUAAAGUUCAAUUAAUAAACCAUUAUUGAAAAGAGUCUCCCUUGAAA